Messenger RNA from Electrophorus electricus (electric eel), 2564 nucleotides. It is a transcript of the gene ndrg1a, whose product is annotated as N-myc downstream regulated 1a. The record is from RefSeq and is a predicted model, not a curated record. NCBI's taxonomy places the organism in Eukaryota, Metazoa, Chordata, Actinopteri, Gymnotiformes, Gymnotidae.
CACCCUGCAUCAACAGCACGUAGUAAAUAAUAGAAGUAUUGUCUUGUACGCAUAGAACACUCUUCCAAUAACCUUUUCGACUUCGUUUUGAGAUUUGCAUGAAUUGUAUUCUUUUGCUGGACAAUUCAACUUAAUCGGUGAACAAUUAACCAGAAGAGGUCACCAGGACACACAGUUUGGAAACAAGUAUCAGCAUUCAUCCCUGUAUUCCACAGUAUUCUAGUUCAUUGGUGUCCAAAAAUGGAGGAGAUCCAGAUUGAAUCAAAACCUUUGCUUGUAGAAAAGGACCUCCAAGGGCUGAGAGAAGCUGUUCAGCAGCUUGAGAUAAAGGAGCAUGAUGUGGAUACGCCAUAUGGCAGGGUCCACUGUACCAUGAGAGGAGUUCCCAAAGGAGACCGGCCUGUCAUUCUUACAUAUCAUGACAUUGGAUUGAACCACAAGACUUGCUUUGACACUCUGUUCAGCCAUGAGGACAUGCAGGAGAUCAUGCAGCAUUUUGCAGUUUGCCAUGUGGAUGCACCAGGUCAGCAGGAGGGUGCCAACACAUUCUCUACCGGGUAUGAGUAUCCUUCCAUGGACCAGCUUGCCGAGACACUUCCUCUUGUCCUCAAACACUUUGGUCUUAAAAGUGUGAUUGGAAUGGCAGUUGGCGCCGGUGCCUACAUUCUUGCAAAGUUUGCUUUGGACUACCCUGCCAUGGUAGAGGGCAUUGUCUUGAUUAAUGUCAACCCCUGUGCUGAGGGCUGGAUGGAUUGGGCAGCACAUAAGAUCACUGGCUGGACCCAUGCUAUGCCUGACAUGAUCAUCAGUCAUAUCUUUGGAAAGGAGGAAAUCCAGCAGAACCAUGAUCUGAUAGCCACUUAUCGUCACCACAUAUUAAAUGACAUGAACCAGUAUAACCUGCAUCUCUUUGUUAAGGCCUACAACAGCCGGAGGGACCUGGAUAUUGAGAGGCCUGUGCCUGGUAUCAACGCCAGAACCAUUAAGUGCCCCUCUCUUCUGGUAGUGGGAGACAACUCGCCUGCUGUAGAUGCUGUGGUGGAAUGCAAUACCAAACUGGACCCUACCAAAACCACUUUGCUCAAGAUGGCUGACUGUGGAGGCUUACCACAGGUUGACCAGCCGGGGAAGCUGACGGAGGCCUUUAAAUACUUCAUCCAGGGCAUGGGCUACAUGCCAUCUGCCAGCAUGACCCGCCUGGUGCGCUCCCGUACUGCCUCUGGCUCCAGUGUCACCUCCUUUGAGGGCAACCGCAGCCGUUCGCACACCAAUGAGGGCAGCCGCAGCCGUGCGCACACCAAUGAGGGCCGGGCCCGUGCGCUCACCGCCGACCACCAGCGCUCACGCACCCACACUGACACUGCAGACACCUCUGUGGACCAGGCUGUGCCCAAGUCUGCAGAAGUGUCAUGCUAAAGCAGAUCACCACCCUUCCCCUAAGACCCCUCUCACACACUUCCUUUAACCGCUGUUCCACAUGUGCUGUGCUGCCACUAAAAUAACAUGCAGAGGAGUGCAGGCUACCAGCUUUUGGCCAUCCAGCACCCCAUGUCACUACAAGAGACAGAAAUCAUCUAGGCCAAAGUGUCUUGUUUGAAAGAUAAAAUGCUGUGGAGUUUAUUGAGCAAUGCAGUGGGGGAGCUGAAACUUCUGUUCUCAUUCCCCGUUUGAGGGCUGGUUUGUUGUUGUUGGGGGUAGCGCAGCACAGACAUUGAUGGAGAGUUUUGCUCUUAACUGAGCAUAUGCAUUUGUAAAUUUGUGUUCACAUAUUAAUUGGCUUUUUUGCAAUCUCAUUUACUUGACUGUAAGGUUACUAGACCAUCACAUAAAUGACUGACUUGUUUUUCUUACUAGUUUUAAUACAUGAUUCCUUUUCUGUAUAUGUUGAAAGGACUGCAAUGAGUGAUGAGAGGAUAGUGUGGUUAUUGGGUAGCAAUUUGGCAUUUUUUUAAUGCUGUCUACCUUUUAAAUUUAAGGGAUCUGCACAGAUUAUUUUCCUUUUCAUUCAUCUGUGGGAUUGUCCUUGGCUUUGGAGUUACAUUUGUAACCCAGCAAUUUGCUGUUCUUUAACAUGAUUUAAAAAAAAAAAAAAAAUCGGUGAUAAAUGAUCGAUGAUUGUAGGCACCAUAUUUAGGGAAUUUUACAAAAAACAAUGCCCAUUUAUCGUAAUUUCUUUCCUAUUUAACAGACUGUAGGAUGCAAAACUAUAGGGGUUUUAUCUGUAUGAUGAAUAUCCAAAUAACUGAUCUAUACAUCUUAAUUGUCAUGGACUUUAAUUCUCAUUUCUAUGCAGUUAAUCACAACAGAACAAAAUGUGCCAUGGCUUCUACUGUCUGGACUUAAUGUUUUGUUUCUGUGGUGGCUUGAAUGAGCAAGGGAAAUUUAGUAACACAGCUACUCCUGAAUCAUUUGCACUAAAUAUAACAUUUGCAGGCUUUGUAGGAUAUUUAGCUUUGUAAAGAUGCCCAACAACCAAAUGUGGAUUACACCAUAUAUUUUUUAAUGGGAUAACACUUGGUAUUUAUUAUUAAAAAAAUAAAAAAUAAAAUAAAACGUGUAACUCA